AUGGUGGGAAGUCAGAAUGACCGGCCGAAAGAGAGCUCGUCCACGUCUGAUGGCCGCGUCAUCCUCCACGUGGAUCUGGACUGCUUCUAUGCCGCGGUGGAGGCUGUGCGGCUUGGUAUACCCAGGGACACGCCGCUUGCCGUGCAGCAGUGGGAGGGUUUGAUCGCUGUGAACUAUGCGGCGAGGGCAAGGGGCGUGCAGAGGCACGACCGCGUGUUUCAAGCCAAGCAAAAGUGUCCGGAGCUGCAGCUGAUACAUGUGGAGACGGUGGGGGGGGCGCCAGGAGCAGGGCGCAAUGCCGGCAAGGUCUCAUUGGAGCGCUACCGGGCCGCCUCUCAGCGCGUGUUCUCUGCCUUCCGCCGCGUGUGCCCCAUUGUGGAGCGCGCGAGCAUUGACGAGGCAUACAUGGAUGUGUCUGCUAUGGUGGAUGCCAUGCUCUCACGCCCACCUGCUGCAGUCCCGCCUGCACCAGAUGAGGCCUGCCCAGCCACAGGUGCCACCUUCCCUGCUGCUACUGCUGCCUGGGAGGAGCAAUGGAAAGCUCUGUUGGAGAGUGUGACUGAGGUGAAGGCAGGGGGUGCGACUGAGGUGAAGGAAGGGAGUGUGACUGAGGCGAAGGCAGGGGAUGGGACUGAGGUGAAGGAAGGGAGUGUGACUGAGGCGAAGGCAGGGGGUGGGACUGAGGUGAAGGAAGGGAGUGUUACUGAGGCGAAGGCAGGGGGUGGGAUUGAGGUGAAGGAAAAGAGUGAGACUACAGCGAAGGCAGGGAGUGUGACUGACGAGAAGGCAGAGGGUGCAACUGAAGCAAAGGCUGAGGAAACUGAUGGAGGGUGUAAUGCGGAUGGAACAGAGAAGAACGUUUCAGAAGAGGGAGGAGAGGGGAAGGAUGGGGUGCAGCAGCCGCAGCAAAAGCGAGUGGGGGAGAGGAAGGCAGAGCAUGGAGGGCCAGAAGGUGAUGGAUCAGAAGGUGGUGGAUCAGAGGGCAGUGGAUCAGCACAGGCACCAGCGGUUCCCAAGGCACGGCUGGUGGUGCGGGAGGGACCUCUGGAUGGUCACGACGAAGUGGAGAGGAGGCUGCAGGCAGGAGUGGUGGUAGCCCACCGUCUGCAGCAGGAGGUGCUGGGCUCGCUGGGCUACACGGUGAGUGUGGGAGUGGCGCGCUGCAAGCUGCUCGCCAAGAUGGCCUCCGCCAUGACCAAGCCGUUUGGGAUCACUGUGCAUUGCGAUGAGUGCCUGGCAGGGGGGCAUGUCAUCAUGUCGACUCACAAGUCGCUCGCCAAGACGGCCUCUGCCAUGACCAAGCCGUUGGGGAUCACCGCGGUGCCACCUCGUGCCGUCCCUGCCCUGAUGGAGGACGUUCCGCUCAAGAAGAUCCGCAAUCUGGGCGGCAAACUGGGGCAGGCAAUGGGGUGUGCAACCGCAGGCCAGGCACAGGUGCUGGAGCUCCCAGACCUCAUAGCCAGGUUCGGGGAAAGGCUUGGGAACUACGUUUGGAGGGCUUCGCUGGAUGGCCAUCCUGGCUCAGGAGCUGUCCUUCCUAUGAUCUACCUCACCCACUUUACUUCCCCCCGUCUCCGUUCUGGUUCCUCCCCCUUCUCCUCCACCGCUUUCCCUCCCUGUGACAGUCGCUGGAUUACCAUCCUAGCGCAGGAGCUCUCUCUUCGCAUGCUCAAGGACGCAAAGGACAACAAACGCCGCCCGCGCUCCCUGCACCUGCACUAUAGGGGCGGCAGUGACGGUGGCGGCGGCAGUGGUGGGUGGGGAGGAGGGGGAGGAGGGGAGAAGUCAAGGUCAUGUGGCAUGCCUCGAGACAUAGAGAGGGUGAUUGAGGGGUUUGUGGACCGAUGGUGCAGGGAAGGGGGGAAGGCGGAGGGAGAGGUGAGGCAGGAUGUGAAGGAGGAGGGGACGGAGGAGGGGAGAGAGGAGGAAAGGGAGGAGGGGGAGAUUGGAGGGAGAGGAGAGAUAGUGGAGAGGGCUGAGGAGGGGAAGAUUGGAGGGAGAGAAGAGGGAGUGGCGAGGGCUGAGGAGGGGAAGAUUGGUGGGAGAGAAGAGGGAGUGGCGAGGGCUGAGGAGGGGAGAGAGGAACUUGGCGAAGAGGCAGAGGGCGGGGACGCUCCCUCAAGGGAGGGAAGGGCGAGAGGAGAGACGGGAGUGGAAGGCGAGCAGGGUAUGGGUGUGGGUAUAGGAGAGGACGCUGUAGGGGAGGGGUGGAUGGAGGAGGAGAGACAGAAGCUGCAGGCGCUGCUGUGUGCUGCGGGCCUCACUCUGCUGGCAGGGGGGUCCAGUCAACCCAGUCAACCUGGUCAACCAAGUCAACAGGGUCAGCAGCAGGGCCAACAUCUGCAUGCUCAGCCCAGUGAGCAGCAGCAAGGCACGGAGGCCAACAAUCCCUCCACCAAUCUAUCAACGCGCCAGUCCAGCAGUCACCCUCUCCCCGCCCACUUCCCCAGGCCCCUCUCGUGGGCGUGGGCGCCCUGCUCUCGCCUGGCCCUGUCAGCCUCGGGAUUCGAGCAGCUGAGAGUGAAGGUGGGUUGGAGAAGCACUGCAAGCAUAGCAGCAGCUGAUGCGUCAGGCCAUGGUGUGCCCGUUGCACGCGGCCCAGCACAUGGCACAGCAGCACUUCGUGACUCGUCGUCCCCUUUGCUGAGAGCUUUCAGUCGAGGCUCUGCUUUAAGAAGUGAGGCCCAUAGCCAGGGAGAGGAGGUGGGGCAAGGAGAGGCGGACAGGCAAGGAGAAGCAAACAGGCAAGGAGGGGCGGAGAAACAAGGAGAUGUGGAACGAGAGCUGGUGGAAGAGGGCGGAUGGGAGGUCAAGGAGAGGGCGGACAUGGGUGGGGUAGGGGUGAUGAAACGAGGAGGGGAAGAAGGGGAGCGAAGUGAGGGAGAGGAGGGUUUUGAAGGAGUGGGGCGGCGUGAGAGUAAGAAAUUAAGAAUAGAAGAGCAAGGCAAGGCUUGUAGUGAAGAGGAGAAGGGAACAGAGGAGCGGGGCUCUGAAAAGCGGGGGAUUGGGGAGCAAGGGACAGGGGAACGGACAGAUUCAAGAAGGAAAUUAGUGGGCCGGGGAAGAGGAGGGAGAAGAGUGAGGUACAGCAGAGGACGGCUGGGUUCACACAGCAAGAGGGGUGCUGUUGAAGGGGCUCUAGUGAGAAUGCUGGGUCAGAGGCGAGUGAGGAAUGAGCACACAAGCAUGGAAGAUUUGGAUUUGGGUGACAGCCUGUCUCGAAAGGCGAAUAGUAUGAGUGGAGAAGGGGGAGUGGUGGGAGGCGGCGUGGAUGCGGUGGGAGGGGGUCUUGCUCGCCCAGCAGUAGAUGAUGGUGAGGCAAGGGAUUUACGGGCGAGAGGAGGAGGACAAACGCCAGGUGCACUGGGAGGGGUGCAGAGUGAUGCUGACGAGGCGGAGGAAGGGGCAGAGAAGGAGGUGAGGAGUGAGGGUGGGGAACAUGGAGAUGCGUCAGUGCAAAAGAGGAGGAGAGUUGGUGCCACCGCUGGACAGGAAUCAAGGGCUUUCUCGACAAUGCGAGUCACUGGCGAGCGUGGUAUCACAGGCGAUGGUGGUGCCACAGGCGUUGGUGGUGCCACAGGCGAUGGUGGUCGGGUCAGUUUGAAGAGGGGGCGUGUGGGGGGUGAGAGGGACGGGAGUGGUGUGAGGGAGGAUGACUUGGAAGCAGAGAGGUUAGGGAGGGGCAGUGCUGUACAGGGAGAUGUGGUUGCAAUGACGGAGGGAGAGGUGGGGGAAGAGAGGGACGAGGGCAGAGGAGAGGGUACGGUGGAGAUAGAGAGGGAGGUCGGCAGGGGAGAAAGGGAGAGAGGCGAGGGGGCAGGUGUUGCGGCUGGAGAUGGUGCAGUGCGGCACUGUGAGAGAGAUGAUGGGGGCGUGGGAGUGUGUGCGAGGGUGGGUGAUGGGAAGAGGGGGGAUGAUGGGGUGGUUGGAGUGGGAGAAUUGGACGAGUGGGAUGAAGGGGUGAAGCACGAUAAUGUUGCUCGGGUACAAGGCGUUAAUAGGGGUGGGGAUGAUGGGAACAAUGGUGAUGGUGCCGAUGAGAGACAAGAGGAGGAUUCACAGCAGCACACAGACGAUAUGGCGGACCGGCAUGGUCUCGUUAGACCAGUAUAUCGUGCUCUAGUCGCGGCGACGAAACGGCUCGCAUCGGAAAUAGAACGGCACAAGACAACCGACGUCUUCUCUCUGUCCGAGGUUUCAUGGCUGCAGGACAACACGCCAGGCGCGUUAAGAGCCAUCAAGCGAGGGAGGGACGCUUCCUUGGCCCUGCUAAGACAGGAAUUUCGAAUGCCGCUUACAGGAGAGCCAGGCUCCGUGCAAGCCCAAGAGGACUGGGGUCAACGUCUGGAUCAAGCCCUUUCGUUGCUUGCUGUGUUGAAUCGACGGCUGGCAGUGCUUCAGACACACUCUGCCUCUGAUCACAGCGACAACCUGAGCCAUGGUGUCCGAGUGGAAGUGCAGAGCAAGUUUCAAGUCAUGGACCAGAUACAUUUCGGCGCUCUGUACCAUUACCGUGUCCGCAUUCGCAAUGAGGGAGUGAAUGAGCCGGUGCAGCUUGUAAGCAGGCAGUGGGUUAUAAAGGACUUCGAUGGGAACAUACAGGAGGUUAUUGGUCCUGGCGUUAUUGGCAAGCAACCCAUCUUGGAUCUUGGCUCGGAAUUUGAGUACAUCAGCUACACUCCCUUGCCGUCAAAGCGAGGCACGAUGCAUGGAAGUUUUCUUAUGCUUGCAUGCAACUCCAACCGGCUAUUCGAUGUGCAAGUGGGACCCUUUGGGCUCAUUCCUCCUCCACGUCCCCACAACGCCUUGGGCGUUGUGCAAGGCCAAUCUGUAACAGAGUAG
This is a messenger RNA of Closterium sp. NIES-65, 4842 nucleotides long. Lineage: Eukaryota; Viridiplantae; Streptophyta; Zygnematophyceae; Desmidiales; Closteriaceae. The record is from the annotation of a GenBank genome assembly.